GGUACCACCGGAGAGCAUCCAACAUUCCGACGGUUGCGGGAAGAUGAAAGUGCGCAGCUGACUAACACGCUUCGUAUCUUUCUCUUGUAGCUAUCCUCUUUCAUUCAACUUAUCAUGAAAGCUCUUCAAGAAAUGUUCUCUCUCUCUCUCUCUAUAUCCUAUUUCCACUAACGUGAAAGCUCUGCAAACAAGAAAAGUACCCUCUCUCUGUAUAUAUCCUCCUUCCACCGCCAUGAAAUUUCUGUAAGAAGGAUUCUCUCUCUCUCUCUCUCUCUCUCUCUCUCUCUCUCUCUCCAAAGUCUGUGAAGAAAGAAAAACGACCAACCUCCCAAAUGGGCCUAUGUUUCACAAAAGGCCGUGAAAUACCAAUCUCCUCUUCUUCUGAAGCCUCACCAUCACACCAUCUACACUCACCCAACAAUAUGCAAAGACCCCAAAAACGCCCUCCUCGCUCUUUGUCUCGGCACAGCAGCUCCAUCCUCUCAAAACCCAUGUCAGACGUGACCUCCUUCUACACACUCGAAAGAGAGCUCGGCCGAGGCCAGUUUGGCAUCACUUAUCUCUGUACCGAGAAAUCCACGGGCCUUAAAUUCGCAUGCAAGUCCAUACCCAAACGGAAGCUCAUUGCCAGGAGUGACGUUGAAGACGUCCGGAGAGAGAUUCUUAUAAUGCAACAUCUCACUGGCCAGCCCAACAUCGUCGAAUUGAAGGGCAUGUACGAGGACGGCCGGAACUUGCAUUUGGUGAUGGAGCUGUGCUCUGGUGGCGAGCUUUUCGAUCGAAUCAUUGCCAAGGGGAGUUACUCGGAGCGGGCUGCCGCGGCAAUCGGACGGGCCAUCGUUAACGUGGUCCAUGUUUGUCACUUUAUGGGAGUUAUGCAUCGGGAUUUGAAGCCGGAGAAUUUCCUGUUGGUGAGCAAUGAGGAGGAUUCAACUCUCAAGGCAACGGAUUUCGGGCUCUCCGUAUUCAUCGAAGAAGGGAAAGUUUACCGGGAUAUGGUAGGCAGUGCUUACUAUGUAGCUCCAGAGGUAUUGCACCGAAACUAUGGGAAGGAAAUCGAUGUCUGGAGUGCCGGAGUCAUCUUAUAUAUUCUUCUAAGUGGCGUUCCCCCCUUCUGGGCUGAGACCGAGAAAGGUAUAUUUGAUGCCAUCUUAAAAGGUGAGAUUGACUUCAAAAGUGAGCCGUGGCCUUCUAUAUCUGAUGUUGCAAAGGAUCUCAUCAGGAAGAUGUUAACACCAGACCCAAGGCAAAGAAUUACUGCUGCCCAAGUCCUUGAGCACCCAUGGAUGAGAGAAGACGGUGAAGCAUCUGACAGACCUAUCGACAGUGCAGUGCUAACUAGGAUGAAGCAAUUCAGGGCAAUGAACAAGCUCAAGAAACUUGCCUUAAAGGUCAUUGCCGAGAAUCUCUCGGACGAGGAAAUCAAGGGUCUGAAACAAAUGUUCAACAACAUGGACACUGAUCAGAGUGGUACAAUUACCUAUGAAGAGUUGAAGACUGGGCUGUCUAAGCUAGGAUCAAAGCUUACUGAAUCAGAAGUGAAACAGUUGCUUGACGCGGCUGAUGUCGACAAAAAUGGGAGCAUUGAUUACAUUGAAUUUGUCACUGCAACUAUGCAUCGACAUAGGCUAGAAAGAGAAGAGAACUUGUUCAAGGCUUUUCAGUUCUUUGAUAUUGAUAAAAGUGGGUUCAUCACAAGAGAUGAACUGAAACAAGCACUGACUGAAUAUGGAAUGGGUGAUGAAGUGACGAUCAAUGAAGUUAUCAAUGACGUUGACACAGAUCAUGAUGGGAGGAUUAACUACGAGGAAUUUGUUGCCAUGAUGAAGAAAGGAAAUCAGGAUCCCCCUCCGGAAGCAAAACAUAAACCGCCUGAGUUGCUCAUAUGAAUAUAAUUUCGUAAAAAAUGCCAACCACUCGAUCAACAGCUGCAUAUUGACCAUAAACAUUAGGAUUUUUUAGGUUGAUCAUAUACAUCCUGUAGGAUCUUGUG
This is a messenger RNA of Magnolia sinica, 1993 nucleotides long. Its product is annotated as calcium-dependent protein kinase 29-like. Gene Ontology annotation, cellular component: nucleus; cytoplasm. Gene Ontology annotation, molecular function: calcium-dependent protein serine/threonine kinase activity; calcium ion binding; ATP binding. Bases 333 to 1889 code for a protein of 518 amino acids. The record is from RefSeq and is a predicted model, not a curated record. NCBI's taxonomy places the organism in Eukaryota, Viridiplantae, Streptophyta, Magnoliopsida, Magnoliales, Magnoliaceae. Gene Ontology annotation, biological process: peptidyl-serine phosphorylation; intracellular signal transduction; protein autophosphorylation. The transcript is spliced from 8 exons.